UGAUCUGGGUACAACCAGCCGUGGCUCUGCAGAGGUUGCUGCGAUUUGGCCCCUUAAGCAUCUGUCCACAACUCAGGAGGGUCUGUGGAACUCACACAGCUCUUGGCCUGAACCCCUGUUACCGAGAGAGAGGAGGCUUUUGCCAAGGACUCCAAGGGGAGUGGACUCAACUCUGGUCUGGACCCAAGGCACCCAGCCCUCCCCGAGACAUUGUGUGAGCCAGGCUGGGCCUGCAGACACAGCCCCUGCCGCCCCACCCCGGCCAGGGUGGUGCUUGUGUGGGAAGGACUUUAAAUCCAGCUGCCAGACCCCUGGACCAGAGAAGCAGAGAGGGCUGGCCACCAUGCGCGGCGCCUGCAGCGUCCUGGUGCUUCUGCCGCUGCCGCUGCUACUGCUGGUGGCCACCACGGGCCCCGCUGGAGCCCUCAAGGACGAUGAGAAGCGUGAGAUGGUAGAGCUGCACAACCUCUACCGCUCCCAGGUGUCCCCGCCUGCCUCAGACAUGCUGCAAAUGAGAUGGGACGAGGAGCUGGCCGCCUUCGCCAAGGCCUACGCCCAGCAGUGCAUAUGGGGCCACAACAAGGAGCGCGGGCGGCGCGGCGAGAACCUGUUCGCCAUCACGGACGAGGGCAUGGACGUGCCGCUGGCCAUGGAGGAGUGGCACCAGGAGCGCGAGCACUACAACCUCAGCGCCGCCGCCUGCAGCCCGGGCCACAUGUGCGGCCACUACACGCAGGUGGUUUGGGCCAAGACAGAAAGGAUCGGCUGCGGUUCCCACUUCUGUGAGAAGCUCCAGGGUGUGGAGGAGACCAACAUUCAAUUACUGGUGUGCAACUACGAGCCCCCGGGGAACGUGAAAGGGAAAAGGCCCUACCAGGAGGGGACUCCGUGCUCCCAAUGUCCCCCGGACUACCGCUGCGAGAACGCCCUCUGUGAACCCGUCGCAAGCUCAGAGGAUGCUCCAGCCUUGCCCGGCCUGGUCACCGAGGCACCAUCCUCCCUGGCACCUGAAGCCCCAGACUCUAGGAAAAUGGGUACUCCUUCUUCCGCGCCAACAGAGGUCUCAGGCUCCCUGGAAACCAAGGCUCUGCCGGCUGUAGGAACCGCGGCCCCAACUUCCUUAGAAACGGAAGGCCCCUCCUCAGUGGCAACAGAGGCCCCGCCUUCUGUAAAGACAGAGGUCCCUUCAGUCUCAGCAACUCACGGCCUGCCCUGGUUGGAUGAGGAGCCCGCUACCUUCCCCAAAUCCACCCAUGUUCCUAUCCCCAAAUCAGCAGACAGCGUGGCCAGCAAAACCAGAGCACCCUCCGUGAGCCCAGAGAAAUCUCUGCACCCCAAGAUGUCCCCAACAGGGACAGGGGACCCCCUACCCUAUGCCCAGGAAGAGGCUGAGGCUGAGGCUGAGGCUGAGGCCGAGUUGCCUUCUAGUGAGGUCUUGGCCUCAGAUUUUCUAGCCCAGGACAAGCGAGGUGAGCUGCAGGCCAUACUGAACCACAUGGGGCACACCUCCUCCAAGUCCCUGCCCAAUUUCCCCAAUACCUCUGCCACCGCUAAUGCCAUGGGUGGGCGUACCCUGGCCCUGCAGUCAUCCUUGCCAGCUGCCGAGGGCCCUGAGAAGCCUGGCGUCCAGUCGGGGGUGAGCUCGGGCCCUCGCCACGUAUGGGACCCUCUCCCGGGACUACUGCUAUUGCCUCCCCUGGUGUUGGCUGGAAUCUUCUGAAGGGGACACACUCAAAGGGUGAAGAGAUCAGCUGUCCUCCUGCCACCUUCCCCACCCUGUCCCCAGCCCCUCAAACAAGAUGCUGUGUGGCAAAGGCCCUCUGGAAGGGAAAGGCUGCAGGGCAUGAGCCUCGUCCGUCCGUCCAUCCGUCCGCCCACAGCAUCCUGGAGGCUCAGGCCGGGCCUCCUCGGACCCCGAAGACUGCAGGGCCAGCCCUCCUGCCCCUCCCACCCGCGUCCUGGGGCUGAGGCAGCGGGGGUUCUGGGGCGCUCACUGCCUGCCUGGCCUGGGCUGUCCCCGAGUGCCUGUGUCGCUGGGGAGGGGGUUAUACAGGGUAGAUGAAGGACAAGCGCCACCCAAGUGGGGCCGUAUGGGUGGGGGUCUGGGAGGAGGGAAGGGAAGCAACCCUUGACUCUUGAAUAAAAGCCUGUCUGGGAUUACCCGAGUCUCAGUGCCAGUGACGGGCGGGAGCUGCAGGACAGCUGGUUAGGAGGCUCCGCUCAGAAGAGGCUCAACUCUCCCCCUUACCAACCUGUGACAACCGUGCCUUCUCUCACAUCCUUCUCCCCCAAACACUCCAUUUAGUGUCUUCUCUUUGGGCCACCCUUCCUUUCCUUCCUGUGGCCCCUCACCCCCACCCCUUGACCACAGGUGGCCAGUAGUAAGGAGGAAGGACUGAGGGAAGGCCAAGGGUGCUGGGCUGACUCUCCCAGCUUCAGGAGUUACCAGAGGGGCCUGGGUGGGUUUGGGGCCCAGGAUCAAGGCGUGGUGUGCUGCCACCCAGGUCUGUCUGGGACACAAGGUCACAAACGCACCACAGCAAGGCUCUGCCCACCCCUGGUGCUUGGAGGAGUCCGAGAAAGGGCUCUGGAGUCCCUAACACCCCCUGGGGGAGCACAGCAGGACUGUCCCAAAGUGCUGAGGACCAGGAAAGCACAAGUGUGUGGGGGGAAGGGAAGGGGGAGCAACAGCAGUGGCUGGGGGUGGCGAGGGGCAUAGCAACUGUCUCUAGGCCAAAGCAGGAGGGGGAGCAGUUAGACAGGACGCCAUCCAAGUCAGGCUUGGGCUGGGAGCUGAUCUAUUACCAAGGAGAUCACUCCUCACUUUUUCUUUCUUUAUACAUUUUUUUUUGUAGGUCUAUCAAGAUAUAACUCACAUAAAAUUCAUCCAUUUAAAGCAUGUAACUUGGUGGGGCAUGGUGGUUCGCGCCUGUAAUCCUAGCACUCUGGGAGGCCGAGGCAGGAGGAUAGUUUGAGGUCAGGAGUUUGA
Microcebus murinus (gray mouse lemur) is the source of this 2989-nucleotide messenger RNA. RefSeq names its product peptidase inhibitor 16 (gene PI16). Gene Ontology annotation, cellular component: extracellular region. The record is from RefSeq and is a predicted model, not a curated record. Lineage: Eukaryota; Metazoa; Chordata; Mammalia; Primates; Cheirogaleidae.